GAACAGAGUCAAGCGUUGCUUGUAUUCGAGCAGAGACGCCGCGAAAUUACGAGUGCGCUGAGAAAUUUGUGCGAGAAUGAUAUGAAAGAAAUAUUUCUACGCCCGCUGCUGACUCACUUGGGCAUCUUGGAAGACUACGAAUGCGUGGGAGAUGGCGGACGCUGGGAGAUCCACGUCGUUGGCGCAGACACCGAGCUUGGACAGCAGUACCGACGCGGCAUCGUGGAGUAUUUCGGCAUGAACAACGUGGGCGAUUUUCCAACGCACGUGAAUCGAACGGUGGCUGAUCUGCAGGACGCGAAUGUAGACAGAGCAUUCCGCGCUGGAGUUUGCGACUUUGUAGCAUUAGUGGAGGAGGCCCGCUUGCACGCGCCCGUCGUCGACGCUGGGGGGUCUGUUUUGGUGCGGGAGCCACUCGAGGACUUCUUCACUCUG
Molecule: messenger RNA, 435 nt
Organism: Prorocentrum cordatum
Lineage: Eukaryota; Dinophyceae; Prorocentrales; Prorocentraceae
Source: the annotation of a GenBank genome assembly